AUGAACGCUCGUGUAGCACUACGGUGGGCUGGCCGACCCUCACUCGGACCCAUCACUACCUCAAUUCCUACUCUUCUGACCUUCCAGCGCCAUAAAUCCAGCGGCUGGUUCGGUUUUGGUGGUAGUAAAGAUGAGCGCAAAGCCCCAGCAGCUCCGGAGUCAGAAAUUUCAAUUGCCGACGCGCAGUUACAACGCGGAGAUCUUGCAGGAAAUACCCUUUUUGACCAGGAGGAAAUGACCACCGAAGACGGCUUUCCCGUCCUCCCAGUUGUCAACCCGCUCAUUAUCGACCCGGAGCGUCACAAGUGGACAUGGCCGAAGCGCGCCGACGCCCGCGAGCACCGUCGCCGUGGGAGGCUUUCGAAGAAAGAGCAGAUCAUGCAGACGGAGAAGGAGCUACUGGCAAAAUCACACAUGUUCAAGACGUCGCUGAAGAAGCUUGGUCCUAUUGCGAGGCAGAUCGCUGGCAAGAGUUUGGACCAUGCAAUUACACAGAUGAAGUUCUCGCCAAAGAAGGCGGCCAGGGACGUACUGGGACACUUGAAGCAGGCAAAGAACGAGGCUAUUCUCCACAGGCGUAUGGACCCUGGGCAGACGUAUAUUGAGCAGGCGUGGGUUGGGAGGGGCCCUUUUGAAUUCGCGUCGAGCCAUAGGGCGAAGGGACGGAUCGAUAGGCUGAGGCUGCCGUAUACCAGUCUCACGGUUGUCCUGAAAGAAGAGAAAACGAGAAUCCGGAUCAUGAAGGAGAAGGAGGAGAAAUAUAUGCGAAAGAAGCCGUGGGUACAACUCCCGAAUAGGGCUAUCUAUGGCCAAACGCAGUAUUACAGGUGGUAA
Messenger RNA from Morchella importuna, 834 nucleotides. RefSeq lists its product as uncharacterized. The transcript is spliced from 2 exons. The record is from RefSeq and is a predicted model, not a curated record. Gene Ontology annotation, molecular function: structural constituent of ribosome. The coding region runs from base 1 to 834 and encodes 277 amino acids. Gene Ontology annotation, biological process: translation; ribosome assembly. Lineage: Eukaryota; Fungi; Ascomycota; Pezizomycetes; Pezizales; Morchellaceae. Gene Ontology annotation, cellular component: mitochondrial large ribosomal subunit; ribosome.